Molecule: messenger RNA, 891 nt
Organism: Papaver somniferum (opium poppy)
Lineage: Eukaryota; Viridiplantae; Streptophyta; Magnoliopsida; Ranunculales; Papaveraceae
Product: B-box zinc finger protein 32-like
Exons: 1
Coding region: 1-891 (296 amino acids)
Molecular function (GO): zinc ion binding
Source: RefSeq, a predicted model, not a curated record
AUGGCAAUAACAAGGUUGUGUGAACUAUGUAAUGGAGAAGCGAAGCUAUAUUGUGAAUCAGAUUCUGCUUAUCUAUGUCUGAACUGUGAUUCCAACGUUCACGAAGCUAAUUUCUUAGUAGCUCGUCAUAUUCGUCGUACAAUAUGUUCGAAAUGUAAAGAAUACGAUGGGAAUAUCAUCUCUGGUAUUCAGUUUUAUCCCAUAUUCAAACCCUACACCUGCUCAUCUUGUUCAUCAUCUACAUCGUUGUUAGAUUCUCAUAAUCAUAUCGAAGAUAUCGACUCUUCUUCAUCGUCUUCUUUGGAUUGCGUCUCUGCUGCUGAAUCAUACAAUCAAAACAAGAAGAAGAAGAGAAACAUCAAGAAGAUCGAUUUAAACCGAAAACUUAUCUCACCAAAGGUUACGUGUUCAAGUUCGGUGACGGACAUUUCUGGCAGUGACAUAUCGAGUAUCCCGGUGUCUUUUUCAGGUGAGAAUGCAAGCUUUCCGAUGAAUUUAAACGGUGAAGAGUUAGUGAGAAGAGAAGAGAGGAAAAUGAGCUUGACCAAAGUUGACUUAAAGGUCGAGGGUAUUUUAGUCAACUGGUGUAAAAAGCUGGGGCUGAAAAACUACUGUAAAAUUAUACCCUUAGCUCUGCAUGCAUUACGUGUAUGUCUAGAGAACUUGAAGUUUUUACCGUUCAGGGUUGCUAUUGCUUGUUCGUUUUGGCUAGCUUUGAAAUUUUCUAGUGGUAAAUCGGUAGCCACGUGUCAAAAUCUCAAGAGGCUUGAAGAGAUUUGUGGUGUGCCGGUAAAGAUGAUUGUGUGUGCAGAAGGCAAGAUAUCUCGUGUAUUGAAUCUUAACCGUAGAUCUCAACUUGAGGAUCUUAAAGAAGGUUGUGAUGAAUGCUAG